Molecule: messenger RNA, 4735 nt
Organism: Salvelinus namaycush (lake trout)
Lineage: Eukaryota; Metazoa; Chordata; Actinopteri; Salmoniformes; Salmonidae
Product: NACHT, LRR and PYD domains-containing protein 12-like
Exons: 16
Coding region: 39-4370 (1443 amino acids)
Biological process (GO): regulation of apoptotic process
Molecular function (GO): protein binding
Source: RefSeq, a predicted model, not a curated record
UCUCUGGGGAGAGAGAGGAGGAGACCACUGCCUCUAAAAUGAGUCUCUCUGGGGAGAGAGAGGAGGAGACCACUCCCUCUAAAAUGACUCAAGACACCAGUUCUAAGAAUGUCCAGAAGCCCAGAGCAGAGUCACCUACAACCAGCCUGCUAUCAAUGAAGAGUGAUCAGCCACCUACUUUCAGCCAGGAACCAUUACCAGAUGACAAUAAGGAAGUGGAGAGUUUGGACAGUGAGGAUGCAUUAAAGAUCACACACAACCUUCUGGACAGAAGAAGUCAAACUCUGCUGACAGUCCAACAAGACAUUAAGGCUAAACUGAAACACAAGUAUCAACACAUAUCUGAAGGAAUUGGACACCAUGGAAACCAAAGUCUGUUCAAGGACAUCUACACAGAGCUCUACAUCACAGAGGGUGGAAGUGGAGGGCUCAAUAAUGAACAUGAGGUUAGACAGAUAGAGAUGGCAUCCAAGAAACAAACCACACAAGAGACACCAAUCAAAUGCAACGACAUCUUCAAGCAUUUACCUGGACAAGACAAACCUAUCAGAACUGUGCUGACAAAAGGAAUCGCUGGCAUUGGAAAAACAGUCUCUGUGCAGAAGGUCAUCCUUGACUGGGCCGAGGGAAAAGCAAAUCAGGACGUUCAUUUCACGUUUCCUCUUCCAUUCCGUGAUCUGAACCUGAAAAAGGACCAAUACAGUCUGAUGCAACUUCUUUCCCACUACUUCUCAGAGCUGAAAGAGAUUGACAGCAUUGAAGAUGGUGAAACCAAAACUGUUUUCAUUUUUGAUGGUCUGGAUGAGUGUCGACUUCCUCUAGACUUCAAAAACAAUGAGAAGUGCUGUGAUGUCACGAACCCAACCUCAGUGGACGUGCUGCUGACAAACCUCAUCAAGGGGAAUCUGCUUCCCUCUGCUCUCCUCUGGAUAACCACACGGCCUGCAGCAGCCAAUCAGAUCCCUCCUGAGUGUAUUGACCAGGUGACAGAGGUACGAGGGUUCAAUGAACCACAGAAGAAGGAAUACUUCAGGAAGAAAAUCACAGAUCAGAAUCUGGCCAAUGAAAUCAUCACCCACAUGAAGACAUCAAGGAGCCUCCACAUCAUGUGCCACAUGCCAGUCUUCUGUUGGAUAUCAGCCACGGUCCUUGAGAUGAUACUGAAAGAGGCAGAGAAGGAUGAAGUCCCCAAAACUCUGACCCAGAUGUACUCACACUUCAUACUCAUCCAAAUCAUUGUGAAGAACAGGAAGUACAACAAAGCCACAGAGACAAACCCAAAGGAACCGUCUCAGUCAGACAAAGAGAUGAUCCUGAAACUGGCGAAGCUGGCUUUCCAACAGCUGCAGAAGGGCAACCUGAUCUUCUAUGAGGAGGACCUGAGAGAGUGUGGCCUUGAUGUCACAGAGGCAUCAGAGUACUCAGCAUUGUGUACAGAGAUCUUUAAAGAAGAAUCUGGGCUGUACCAAGACAAGGUCUACAGCUUUGUGCAUCUGAGCAUUCAGGAGUUUCUAGCAGCAGUGCAUGCUUUAGAAUCAUGUCUGGACAAGAAGGAAAAUGUUUUCUCCCCCACUAGUGAUGAUGAAGAGAAGGAGUCAAUCCAGUUGUCUGACUUACACAGGAGCGCAGUGGACCAGGCCUUGAAAAGUAAGAAUGGACACCUUGACCUGUUCCUCCGCUUCCUUCUAGGUCUCUCACUGGAGUCCAAUCAGAAUCUGUUACGAGGCCUUCUGACACAGACAGGAAGUACAACACAGACCAAUGAGAGCACAGUUGAGUACCUUUCAGACAAGAUCGAGGAGGAAUCCUCACCAGAAAGGAUCAUCAACUUGUUUCACUGUCUGAAUGAGCUUGGUUCCAACUCUCUAGUUGAAGACAUGCAGACCUCCCUGCGAUCAGGAACCCUUUCAGCAACAAGACUAGAACCUGACCAAUGUUCAGCCCUGGCCUACCUGUUACUGAUGUCAGAGGAGGGGCUGGAGGAGUUUGACCCGAAGACAUACAACACAUCAGAGGAAGGUUAUCAGAGGUUGCUGCCGGUAGUUAGAACCUGCAAGAGAGCACUACUGGAUGGCUGUAAGCUCACAUAUAAAUCCUGUGAGACUCUGACCUCAGCUCUGCAGACACCAAACUCCCCCCUGAGAGAACUGGACCUCAGCAACAAUGACCUGGGAGACAGAGGAGUGGAGCUGCUCUGUGUUGGACUAACCAGUCCACUCUGCAACAUACAGACACUUGUUCUAGGUCAAUGUGGUCUGACAGAGGGUUGCUGUUCAGAUCUGGCCUCAGUCCUGAGUUCACCCAACUCACAACUGAAACAACUGGAGCUGAGAGACAAUGACCUGCAGGACUCAGGAGUUACACUGCUGUCUGCUGGACUGGAGGACCCAGACUGUAAACUACACACACUGGGGCUGUCUGGCUGUCUGGUCACAGAGGAGGGCUGUGCUGCUCUGUCUUCAGCUCUGAGGUCAAACCCCUCCCUCCUGAAAGAGCUGGACCUGAGCUACAAUCACCCAGGAGACUCUGCAGGGGGACUGCUUUCAGCUGCUCUGGUGGGAGCUGCUCUGGUGUAUCCCACAUAUAAACUGAUGAAGCUGAAUGUGGAUCAUGGUGGAGAGUGCAGGCUGAAAUCAGGGCUGAGGAAAUAUGCCUGUCAUCUCACCCUGGACCCAAAUACAGCACACCCACACCUGAAACUGUCUGAGGGGAACAGGAAGGUGACAUGUGUGAAAGAGAAGCAGCAUUAUGAAGACCAUCCAGACAGAUUUGACUAUCUUUACCAAGUUCUCUGCAGACAAGGCUUAUCUGGGUGUCGUUAUUACUGGGAGGUGGAGAGGGAUGGUGACAUGGCUGACAUUGGUGUGGUGUACGAAGGACUGAAGAGGAAGGGACGGUUGUAUGACAAUUGGAUUGGCGAUAAUAGGAAGUCCUGGUGUUUAUUCUGCUCUCAUAGAGGUUAUGACUUUUUCCAUGCUGGAGUCUGUAGCAGAAUCCUCCCUGGUUCUGUUUCUAACAGAGUUGGAGUGUAUCUGGACUGGCCAGCUGGUACUUUGUCCUUCUAUAGUGUGUCCUCCUCUGGUACACUGACACACCUUUACACAAGACACACCACAUUCACUGAACCCCUCUAUCCUGGGUUUAAGGUUUACUCCUCAGUGACCCUGUGUCAGAUAGAUGACCAACACAUUCAGAGCCUUUUGACUUCAGGGAUUCCUCAGAGCUGUAAGACUUGUGACCAUGUUGAGGACUCCACACACUGGCUUCAGAUUGAACCCUUGACUUCCACUGUCCAGGGACUGACGAUGUUCAGACACAGGACACCCAAAGGGAGUUAUGAGUGCACAGUGUCUGGGCUCCGCUGGCUGUGUGAGAGAGAUGUCAUCCUGAAGUAUCACUUCAGGAACUGGGAACCCUACAGUCAACUUCUGAAAGACAUGCAGUACACACAAGGUGGUCCAUUGCUGGACAUCACUAUGGAGUUAGGUGAACUGGAGGAAGUUCAUCUGCCACACUUUGUCUGUUUAGGGACCAACCCUUCCCUGAGGAAUGAGAUGAAGAUUCUUCAUGAAAAGGAACAUGGAGUGUCUUUAGAGGAAGUGCAUGAGGUCACCAGAUUCCAUGCUAAGAUUCUCCAUCCCAAGUUCUCACCUAUCUCUCUGAUACUGAGAUUACUGUCUUGGAACGUAGAUGUCCACUGUGACGUGGUCCUCUAUAUGGCAGUAAUAAAGGCAACAGUAGAUUCAAGGCUGUACCUGCUCCUCAGAAACUCCAGUCAGAAAGAGGCUGUUCAGGAACGGGAGAAAGAUCAGGUGUCCAAAGGAUAUUCAGAAUUUCUCCUGCCAAGUCCAAACGGGUCCUUAAAGCUGAACAGUUGGUUUGCGUUCAAGAAUCCCCACUCCACUUCCAUCUAUCCAGAGAAGAUUCAGGUGUUACCUGCAGACACCACACCAAGCUGUUGUCAGAUGGUUAUGGGAAACACAGGGGUUGACAUUGAGAUGGAGUUAAUCGGGGAUGAUGAGAGGACAGUAUGGAAAUCAGUGUUAUCAAAAGAUGUAUACAGCAAAUACUCUCAUCCAACAUCAUUAACACUCCCUGAGAUUCCUGCUGAGGAGUUUCUGAAGAAACACUGGGCUAAAAUCAUUCACGGAGCCACAAACCCAAUGCCAAUAGCAGAUGAUCUGUGGUCAAAGGACAUGAUUGGUGAAGAAGAGUACUCCAGAAUAACAGCUGAAACAACUGAACAGGAGCGAAUGAGAAAACUACUGAGAUCAGUCCUCCCUAAAGGACCAGAAGUGACGGGAGCUUGUCUCAAAGCUCUCAGUGAACAUGAACGCCAUCUUGUUAAGUACUUGAGUGAAUCUAGGUAACACAGCUUUCUUCUCUCCCUCCAUUGAAUAUGCGGAAUGAUUUAAAUAUAGGUCAAAUAAAAACAUAGCUACUGUCACGACGUGGCCUUUUGGGUGUAUAUCGUGGCCGAGCGGCCGUUCAUGUGCAAAGGAUUAGCAUUCCAAUUAAUAGAAUUAUCAACUGUGUGUAGUGAAUCCAUUUUGUCUUUCCCGCUCUUUUGUCUGUCUCCACCCCUUUUCUUUGUCUACCAAGCCGUCAUAUCGGCUUAGCCCACUAUGGACUUUUCUAUCAAUGCAUUGUUAGUAACAAAUAUCUACUGUUUGUUUGUUAUGUAUUUCUGUGAUUAUUUAGUUAGUUAGUAAAUAAAUAAUUAAGCUAUUUUGUA